AUGGAAAAAGUUAACCAACAUCAAAAGGAUAAGAAAAAAAAUAAUGGAAAUAAACAUUCGUCCCAAAUUAAUUUAAAGGAAUCCUCGCUUAACAAAAUACUUAACAUACAGCAGGAGACAUUAAACGAAGAAAGUCAUUCGGAAACCUGCAACAAAAAGAAAACUUUUACUCCAAAUCGAAGUAAUGAUGUGGAAGUCAAUAGACAGGAAAUUACUUUUCUCAAUCAAAAUGAUGUUUUGGAGACGAUAUAUUUGGCAUCGGAUGAAAUGUUGGAAUCGAUACAAUUCGAAGAUUCUACUGUAGAAAUUGUUGGAUUUAUCGAUGAAAUUGACGGUCCGAAGAUAGUUGGUAAAUCCCAACAUUAUAGAUUGUUAAAAUUUUGGUGA
Molecule: messenger RNA, 387 nt
Organism: Nylanderia fulva
Lineage: Eukaryota; Metazoa; Arthropoda; Insecta; Hymenoptera; Formicidae
Source: RefSeq, a predicted model, not a curated record